Molecule: messenger RNA, 2186 nt
Organism: Nylanderia fulva
Lineage: Eukaryota; Metazoa; Arthropoda; Insecta; Hymenoptera; Formicidae
Gene: Cog8
Product: conserved oligomeric Golgi complex subunit 8
Biological process (GO): intra-Golgi vesicle-mediated transport
Cellular component (GO): COG complex
Source: RefSeq, a predicted model, not a curated record
AAAUGACGUUGUCUGUGACGUGUCGUUUCAUGAAAAUCCUGUCCUAAAUAAGUUAACGUAGCGUUUGCCAAAUUUGUAUACGUGUAUAAUUUAUAUUAUUGCGGUAAAAGAAGAUUAUUUAAUCUUAAUUGAUAAAAAUAAUUCUUUAAGAUAAUAGAUGAUGUUAUAAAAAGAGAACCGUGUUAAAAUUAUGUAGCAUGUCGAAAGGACCCUGACACCUGUCAAUGUUUCACUUGUGCUAAUAAUACUCUGCAACAAAUGUUAAUAUUGAUAUUAAAUAGCUUCCUAAGAAAAUCAUGGACAUCGAGACGGAAAAUGUAAUAAAUCUGGUAUUUCCAGAAAAUAUUCCAGAAUCGUGGAAAGAAAAUCCUGAAUUUUAUCAAUACCUCUCAAAACUUGGUGGCUUUGAUGUAGAUCAGCUGAGUAAAGAACCUGAUCACUUGUCCGAUGAGAAAAAUGCAGUGCUUCAAACUACACAGGAAUUGGUUUUUGCAAACUAUAAAACUUUUAUCCAGACAGCAGAGAGUUCCCGAGAAAUACUUAAUCAUUUCAAUGAGACUGAGAACCGUCUUGACAAACUUGUAGAAAAAAUCCCGAAAUUUGUAGAAAAGUGUCAAUCAUUUUGUGACACUUCAAAGGAUAUUAAUGUGCAUCGAAGAUUAAAUAGCUUAACGCUGACACGAAAUGCAGAACUGCUCGAAAUUCUUGAAAUGCCCCAAUUAAUGGAAUCAUGCUUGAGGAGCAAUCAAUAUAAUGAAGCAUUGGAAUUGUCUCAAUAUGCUCGUCAAUUAGGAGUAAAACACGGAGAUAUUCCUAUUAUUUCGUCUAUAGUAGCGGAGAUUGAAAGCAGCUGGUCAGGAAUGGUAGGACAAGUAGUCGGAUCUUUAAGAGGAGAUUUGCCGCUUCCAAGAUGUCUUCAGCUUGUAGGUUUGCUACGAUCAAUGGAUGCAUUUACGGAACCAGAACUUCGCAUAAAGUUUCUUCAAGCAAGAGAUAGUUGGCUACAAGGCUUGUUAAAUGCGAUACCGAAGGAAGAUCCUAAUGUUCAUAUAGCCAAAACGAUAGAAUUAUCUAGGAUACACUUGUUCAAUAUAAUAACUCAGUACAAAGCUAUGUUUAACGAUGACGAAUUAGUAAUCCCUGGCCGUGAUUUGACGCUAAAUGAAUCCGCGAUAUUUUAUCAUUGGCUAGAGGAAAAGAUAUCGCAAUUUCUCGCUACAUUGGAGCAAGACUUACCUGGUGUAACGUCCAUAGAUUCCAUUCUAGGCCAAUGUACGUAUUUUGGAUUAUCAUUUGGUCGAGUAGGUGUGGAUUUUACUGGCAGAAUAUCGGAUAUAUUUGUGCGAGUCAUUGGUGAAAGGUUUGAACAAGAUAUUCGUAGAACAACUAGAAAGUUUGAGAAAGACAUGGAAACGUUUACAUUGAUCAAUAAAACACAACGACUCGAUAUCAAAACGGAGACUACCAUUAUCUCUGAAAAUCCGCCUGAACAAUUGGUUGAAUUUUAUCCUCUGGCCGAAUAUUGCAAUGGAAUAAUAACAGCGUUCAAUGAACUGAGACUCUGUGCACCAGUGGCACUCUCUACCUUAUGCACAAAAUUGCUCCAGGAAUCAUUGCAUAGUGUGGCGAGAGCUAUGUUGAUAUUUUACAAGCAAGAACAGCAAGCCUUUGCAGCAGCGGAACGGGAAAAUAUGAUCAAAUUCACGGAAUGUUUGAGCGAACAAUUGAUUCCUUAUAUACAGCAUUGUAUACACUUGACCUUUCCACCUGUCCAAAUUGCGAUGCAUUUAGGAAUAUCGGUCAAUGUACUCCAAAAAGAGGAAAUUACAUAUUUAAAUAAGAAGAGUAUAUUAGAACCUGUGGUUAUACUAUUGCCUAUUAGAAAAGAUUCUUUAAAAUUAUCCGUGUCUAAUAUACAGACAUUAACAUCACAUGAGACAAAAUCUUCCCUUGCAUCACUAUUUUCUUUGCCAACAAAAACUGUGGAUUCUACCUCAAAAACUAUUGAAAUGGAAGAAGCAAAGAAGAAAGAUAUUAUUCAAAAAGGGGCGAAGCAAAAUGUACAAAAUUUGCAAAAUUUUGUUGACAAUAUAAAUCAAAGUAUUUAAUUGUUCAUUUUUUAACACAAUUGCUUGCUAUUCUAUAUAUAUAUAUAUAUUUGUAGUGUAAAUAAAAAAUUUUGACAA